Messenger RNA from Drosophila arizonae, 686 nucleotides. RefSeq lists its product as uncharacterized. Lineage: Eukaryota; Metazoa; Arthropoda; Insecta; Diptera; Drosophilidae. The record is from RefSeq and is a predicted model, not a curated record.
CUGUUCAGUUCCCAGUUUCAGUUUGGCAAGAUCUUUGUCAGGUCUCAAAAUAAAGCUAACAACACAAAUCCUAUGUAAACUACAAAAAUAGCAAGGGAAAUGGGCUUGACACGAAAGUUAUUCUGGCUGCUGCUGAUCUCUGUGAUGCUUCUGCUGCUGCCUGGCGUGUUGGCUCAAGUCGUGGACAAGGAGCAGCAGGGCAAUGCUGCCGAGGGGCUGCUGAUGGACUCCACUCAGCCGAUGCGUCCGAUGCGAGCCUUGAAGUUCCACGAUAUCAAGCGACCCGACGCUGUCGUGAGUGGGGAAGGCGACUACGAGGACGAUGAUGCGGACGGACACAAGAAUAGAAACGGCUGCGAUGCUAGUGAUGAGCAAUUCAUUGAUCCGAAGCACCAGAACAUCUACACCGUCAACAUCAACACAGUCAACAUGGACGAUGAGGAGGCAAAGCAAAUGAUAUCGGAGCGCGAGUUCAAUCAGGCGAUCAAGCAGCUGAUGAAGUUCGAUGAGAACACCGUUGCUGACAAACGCUCGAAUCGCAUUGAGAAUGGAGCUGGCAUGGACUUCAGGCGUGAAUUCGCUAGCGACGAAGCAAAUCCCUACAUAUAAUAAUAAUUGAAUAAUAUUUUGUUUGAGCUGAGUUCGUUCAAUUCCUUGGCAAUCCAAGCGCGAGUUGAGAUGGAAUA